AUGGAGUUACCAGUGCCGCAAGCCGAUGCUACUGCAUCUGCAGUCAAGACCGCAUAUAUUACAACCGGAGAUAAUUGCAAUCUGGCUUAUAGCCAGCAAGGCCCAGAAAACGGCAGACCGCUACUCUUUCUCCACGGUUGGCGUCAGACAGCUGCGCAAUGGAAGAAGCAGGUACUGCACUUUGCUAAGGCCGGUUUCAGAGUCACGACAUACGAUAUGCGAGGGCACGGCGAUUCCGAAAAGCCCACCUUUGGUUAUCGCACCAGCCGGCUCGCUGCUGAUCUGAACGACCUUCUGAGAACACUUCAACUCAAAUACCUUACCAUGGUCGCUCAUUCGAUGGGAUGUUGUGUCCUUUGGGCAUUCUGGGACCAAUAUCCCGACUCUCACAAGCUUGUCAAACGACUUGUGUUGGUCGACGAGCCUACGACUCUCGUCGGUGACCCCAAUUGGCCUGAGGGCAAGGAUAAAGAGCGCGCAGCAAUAUUUACCCCGGACGCUGUAUUCAAUACUGCGCACAAUAUGGCAGAUGUCUUGCUUCCUUUAAUCAGGGGCAUGUUCUCAAGCUCUAUUACAGAAGAAGAGUUUGAAUGGGUUAUGGAGCAGAACCGGAAGAUAAGCGACAAAGACGCCGCUGCGCUGCUGAUUGACCACGCCUUCAAUGAUUGGAGUGAUGUGCUUCCGCGAAUCAACGUUCCCACACUGGUUAUUUCGGGAGAAAUAAGUAUUCUACCUGCUGCUGGAGUUAACUGGGUCACUUCUCAGAUCCCUGGUGCUAAGGGUUAUACCUUCUCAACUGCCGAGAAAGGUAGUCAUUUCAUGUUUUGGGAGAAUUAUGAGAGGUUUAACUCACUAGUUGAAGGUUUUUUGUUGGAAAGCUGA
Messenger RNA from Fusarium coffeatum, 882 nucleotides. RefSeq lists its product as uncharacterized. Lineage: Eukaryota; Fungi; Ascomycota; Sordariomycetes; Hypocreales; Nectriaceae. Gene Ontology annotation, molecular function: catalytic activity. The transcript has a single exon. The record is from RefSeq and is a predicted model, not a curated record. The coding region runs from base 1 to 882 and encodes 293 amino acids.